This is a messenger RNA of Ictalurus furcatus (blue catfish), 3235 nucleotides long. It is a transcript of the gene them4, whose product is annotated as thioesterase superfamily member 4. The transcript is spliced from 6 exons. The coding region runs from base 213 to 989 and encodes 258 amino acids. The record is from RefSeq and is a predicted model, not a curated record. NCBI's taxonomy places the organism in Eukaryota, Metazoa, Chordata, Actinopteri, Siluriformes, Ictaluridae.
AAAGUCACCGGCACAGGGUUAUUUUCUAGGUUCUGCUGGCGGCCAGUUCUUCAGAAAAUAUUAUUACCGGCUCCUUAUAAACUAUGACAGUGUGCAUAAUCUAUCAGCCGACUCAUUCAUGUUAGUUAGUAGCUCACGAGCUAGACCAGUUACGUCAUGUUUUGAAUAAGCAGAUAGCAUGUUCAGAGUAUUAACACUGAUAUCAGUUCAUUAUGAUACUACGCUGUUUACACGCCGUGAGGAGGUUUAUUCCUCAUUAUCCUACACUGUGUCAGGAUGCUGUCUCUAAGCGGUCUCUAGUUAAAAUCCCGGAGCUUUGGUACUCAGCAAGCGUAAACGCGCGAGGCCUGUCGAAGAUGUCGCUAUGGCCCUUCAGUGUGAGCCCACGGGACUUCAGCCAGCCCAAUGCAUCCUGGAAUGCAGAGAUGCAGGACGUUUAUGAUCGUUAUAAUGCACUGUGUGAGGUUAAUGCUGAAGAAACCGAGAAGAGGCCUUGGCGCAAGCUUCCCAGUUACAACCGCUCUCUCAAAUAUGCUACAGGAGGAGUAUACUUGAGUAAAAUAAUCCAGUCUAAAGCUAGACUCUUCACAAGGAACAUAAAAGAGCAUGGGGCAGCGUUCGAGUAUGUGGUUUUUAUGAACAAGCAGGAGAAGAGAUGUGUGUGUGUGUUCCAGGCUGGGCAUCUACUGGAGGGACCUCCUGGACAUGUGCAUGGUGGAGCAAUCGCUACCAUGAUCGAUACGGUGACAGGUACUCUCGCUGGUUACCUGGUUGGGCCUGUUAUGACUGCCAACCUCAAUAUCAACUAUCGCAGUCCGGUACCACUGGGUAGUGUAGUUGUGCUUCACGGUGCUCUGGAUCGGAUUGAGGGCAAAAAAAUCUUUGUAACCUGUAGAAUGACCAGCACUGAUGAAUCCAAAUUACACACAGAGGCUACAGCACUAUUCAUAACAGUUGGUCCACAAUGGACCUCAUUUGAAGUGCCAUGAGAAAUGUUACCUCCUCUACCUCUCUAUGUAUUCUAGCUGUAUUCUAACAUCUAACUGUUCAAGAUAAGUAUUCACAUUUAAGGUAUUAUUUUGUUAGGCCUUUGAAUGGGUUUGUGAAUAUACCCAGGGUUGGGAGGGUUACUUGUAAAAAUGUAUUCCGUUACAGUUACAGAUUACUUCAUAAAAAUGUCAUCUUUAAUGUAAUCCCAGUAUCACAAUAUGAAUAAUGUAAUCUGAUUAUUUUUGGAUUACUUCAGGGUCACAUAUUGUAAAUAAAGUCAAGAGAAAAGCAAUAUGAUCUAAAAUACUUUUAUUUAGAGCUUAUUUUAGAGCUUAUUUAAAAACAUGUUUGGCUUUGUUUUUAUAAAAAUAAAUAAAUAAAUAAAUAAAAGAUCACUGUCCCUGUUGUGGGUAGCAUUACAUCACAUAUUCUGGUUUUCCAAAAAGAGGACACCUUUUUUAUUUAUUUCAUUUAUUAGCAUCAUAUAUAUAGACAUUCUUAUAUAUAGCAUCAUAUAUAUAGACAUAGCCAGCUUACAUCAAUUAUAAUUGACCAAUUGAUGUAAGAGAAGGCGCGAAUUGCAGAGAGGGGUUAUAGACAUUCUUCUGAAUGCCAGCUUACAUCAAUUAUAAUCGACCAAUUGAUGUAAGAGAAGGCGCGAAUUGCAGAGAGGGGUUAAAGCAAUGCAAAUAUGUGCACACGUUACAGUAUUAGACUAUAAGCACAUCAUAAUGAAACUAUAGCUGAAUCCCGGACAUUUUCUCAAAUUUAUAUGCUUUUUUAAGGUCCAAAAAAGAGGACGUAUGAUCACCCUAACAAAAGCAUUUCAGAGAACAAUUUGUGUUAAUUUCUCCAAAAUUCACUUUGCACAAAAUUUAUUUGCUCAUGCCCAGGAAGUUGCUCACGUGAGUCAUGACUAGCAGGAGAGAACCAGAGCUAUAAUCAAGCAGCUGUCUAUAUUAUUUUAUGUCAAAAGAUUAAUUUCUUUGGUUUUAAAUGAAAAGAAAAUAUCAUGAUAGUAUUCCCAUUUUUGACAAAAUGUACCUGUAAUCUGAUUACUUUGUUUUUUGAUGUAACUGUAACCUGAUUACCUGUAACCAGUUACAUGAUUACGUAACAACAUUACAUGUAUUCCAAUACUCCCCAAGCCUGAAGAUACCAUAUGUAUUAGAAAUAAUAAUGUUCUUGAUGGAUUAUAAAAUCACCACUAAUAGCCACUUGUUAAAAUAACUUGCAGCUAGUAAUGUAUUGAUGGGUAGAUGCAAUGAUUUAAAUAUAUUAAAAAUAUACUAUUGUAUCUAUAGAUACACAUUGGAUUUUUUGAAUUCCUUUAUUUUCAAUAAAGAAUUUCUUAGGUGUAUGUUUAUAUUAAUCUAUUCAAAUAUUCAUGGAGCAAAACAUGCUAUAUGUUUAUCUGAUCUUUAUAAUGUGUGGUCUUAAAUGUGUGGUAAAGCCUUGUAUAGGCUGUUCUUUGAAAAGCACUUGGCCAAACAUUCAGCCAGCUUUGGGAAUGUAUGUUGGUUUUGUCCAUAAGAGUGAGAAAAACAAAACCAAGGUCCAAAACACAGUAAAAGAAACUGGAUCUGUCUUUUGGGUGUUAGUGAGAGCAAAUAAUACUACACUAUUAGAAAAAAAAUGUUGUUGGGCUCUACAAAGUACCUGUAAGGUUUUCCUUAUUGGGACAACCAAAGUGGGUUCUAGAUUGGUCUUUGUAACAACUGAAGUGCUUGUUUGCUAGACAACUUGAAUAAAAGUAAAGUUUAUCUGUGAGAUGUUUCUACCUGUGGUUCAGAAAUCUGAAAUCUGAUAACUAAAUAUCACACACAAAAAUGUGUUUGAUGAUGUAUUUCUUACUCUGCAAUUAGUUUUUAACUUGUACAUCUCAUAUACCUUGUUGUUCCCCCUCCCCCUUCUUUUAUUAUUCCAGUAAAAAGAUCUGAAUAAUAUAAAGCAUUACGGUAAUGAGUGACGUGCUGUCCACAUCUGAAGAAGAUACAUUCAUAUCGUGAGAGAAACUGUGGUCUUAGCACAUGAAUGACAGUAGUCAUUUAAUACGACCCAUUCAGUUUAUAUUCUCAUGUGGUGAUGCCACAUUAGUCUGUUCCCACUGGGCAUAUACCUAUAUGUAGUGCUGUGAAAAAGUGUUUCCUGAAAUAGUAUCCCGAUUUCUUCUGAUUUUGUGUUUAUCUCAUAACAUAUUGUUUCAGAAAUUAAAACAAAAUCUAAGAUACAUCCAAGGCAAUCU